Messenger RNA from Penicillium riverlandense, 747 nucleotides. RefSeq lists its product as uncharacterized. Lineage: Eukaryota; Fungi; Ascomycota; Eurotiomycetes; Eurotiales; Aspergillaceae. The coding region runs from base 1 to 747 and encodes 248 amino acids. The record is from RefSeq and is a predicted model, not a curated record. The transcript has 2 exons.
AUGAGCGCACCAUUCUUGCACGGCUUCGCAGACCGAACGUUCCACAAAUGCAUGGCCAUCAACGACCAAGUCGACCUCCUGAAUGUUAACUCGACGGCAACUGACGUCGCCAGCGUCUGGACCAGCAUCCUGGGGUACUGGUUCCCACCUGGAGAAUACUUCCAGGUCCGGCAAUACCACUACGCUUCUUUCAUAGAGGUAUACGCCCUGCGUGUGGCCCACCGACCGGGCGAGGAGCGGCCGUCCUACCACCCGAUCAUUUGCGUCCGAUGCUACGCCGCAGCCAGCUUGACUAAUCAGAUUGACUGGAACGCUGCGUGUGGCGAUGCGCUGACCACGAUCCAUGUUGUCAGCUGCGUGCUUGCUUGUGAGUAUCCUGACUGGGUGGGUAUUUCCUGUUGCGAUGCUGUGUGGUUUGGAGACCUGCGUCAUGCGCCCGACUUGCGCGCGGUUCCGGAGUUGCUAGGUAUCCAACAUGUGGCUGUUAUGAAGAAAGAUGUCCAGGACUUUUUGGAUAUGGUCAAGGAGGUCUUUCUGUAUGAGUGGGAUAAUGCGGAGACCUACGCUGAGAAUUACCUUAUGGUUUCUGAUGGUGAAAGUGUUGAUGAGGACGGGGAUGAAGAGGAAGAUGAUGAGGAGGGAGAGAGCGAGAUGAAAGAGGAAAGCAAGAAUGAUGAUCAGAUGGACGACGCGCAAGACGAUGAUGAAGAGGAUAUGAUUCCGGAGCCUCCUACCACUACGCUGUGA